Messenger RNA from Mangifera indica (mango), 1157 nucleotides. Its product is annotated as probable xyloglucan endotransglucosylase/hydrolase protein 23. The transcript is spliced from 3 exons. Gene Ontology annotation, cellular component: apoplast; cell wall. Gene Ontology annotation, molecular function: hydrolase activity, hydrolyzing O-glycosyl compounds; xyloglucan:xyloglucosyl transferase activity. The record is from RefSeq and is a predicted model, not a curated record. Lineage: Eukaryota; Viridiplantae; Streptophyta; Magnoliopsida; Sapindales; Anacardiaceae. Bases 60 to 941 code for a protein of 293 amino acids. Gene Ontology annotation, biological process: xyloglucan metabolic process; cell wall biogenesis.
CCCAUCAUUCUCAACACAUUCAUCCAUCCAUACAAAUCAAGUUCACUCAGUUUCAGUAUAUGUUCAGUUCAAUCAAAGCUUCUAUGGCUUCAAUAUUGCAACUGCUUCUUCUGUUUGGCUCUUUGAUGGUUGUUUCUGCUGGUAGCUUGAACAAUAAUUUUGAUAUCACUUGGGGAGAUGGCCGGGCCAAGAUGCUUAACAAUGGAGACCUUCUUACUCUCUCUCUUGAUAGAGCCUCUGGCUCUGGCUUCCAAUCCAAGAAUGAAUAUCUAUUUGGCAAGAUUGAUAUGCAACUCAAACUUGUCGCCGGCAACUCUGCUGGCACUGUCACUGCUUAUUAUUUGUCCUCAAAAGGGUCUACAUGGGAUGAGAUUGACUUUGAAUUCUUGGGAAAUUUGAGUGGUGAUCCUUACAUUCUUCACACCAAUGUCUUCAGUCAAGGAAAGGGUAACAGAGAACAACAAUUCUACCUCUGGUUUGACCCAACUGCUGAUUUCCACACCUAUUCCGUUCUCUGGAAUCCUCAGCGCAUUAUCUUCUCAGUGGAUGGUACUCCCAUAAGAGAAUUCAGGAACUCAGAAUCAAUUGGUGUUCCAUUCCCAAAGAAUCAGCCAAUGAGAAUAUAUUCUUCACUCUGGAAUGCUGAUGACUGGGCUACAAGAGGUGGACUUGUAAAGACAGAUUGGACUCAAGCUCCUUUCACUGCUUCCUACAGAAACUUCAAUGCUGAUGCUUGUGUUUGGUCUAAUGGAGCGUCUUCUUGCACUUCAAAUUCACCUUCUUCUUCAUCUAGCAAUAGUGCCUGGCUCUCUGAAGAGCUGGAUACAAGUAGUGAUGAGAGAUUGAAAUGGGUUCAGAAGAACUACAUGAUAUACAAUUACUGCACUGACACCAAGAGAUUUCCCCAGGGCCUCCCCGCAGAAUGCAGCUCCACCUCUUAGAGAAAAUUUUCAAAUCAUCAGUACAUACAUACACAUAAAUUCUUUUGUUUGGGAUAUUACUAGGAUCAUGUAGUUGAAAGUAAUAGUCCAUUUCUUUUGUUCUUUGUUAAUCUGUUUACCGCGUAUAUAAGCAACAAGAUAAUUAUUCUUCAAAAUAUCCCAUGUAAUAAAAGCUGCUAAUUAUCCUCACAGAUAAUUUGCCGAAGAUUUGAGCAA